AUGGAGGCGGCUCUUGCCGAAGCGCGUUGCGCGGCCGUGUCACUGGUACUCGACUUUUCGUACGGUGCGUCCUCGAUCUCUGGGUUUCGCAUCUUCGAGGACCGUGGUCGCAGAGGAUGCUGGAGGCAGAUGAAGCGGCUCUGCUCGGAGUCGAGUCAGGCCACGCACUUCCUGGAGAUGGCCGGAGCUACCUUAAUUGGGCGUCGGCUCGCUGGAGAGCAGCGUGUCUUUGACGCAGUGCAGCGCGUCAGGGAGUUGCUGGCAGCCGCUCCGCCGCCUCGCACGAGCUCACCGGUCGUGGAAGCCGGGUUGCUGGCUGUGGAGCUGGUGCUGGACCCCCUGGCCUCCGAGGAAGCUCGCCUCGGCUUGCAUGUGUGGCCAGGCUCGUCCCCGACCCAGGCGUACCGGAAGAUGAUGAAGCUUUGUCAUCCGGACAAGCUGCCGAAUUGCGCAAAAGCCGCCAGCGCUGCCAUCGAGCUAUCGAACCUGUCGGAAGCCGUCCAGGCCGAGCGCGAUGACUUUCGAGGCGCCCCUCUCACACUGGCCGAGACUCGGCUCAUUGAAGCCGUGCGGCGAGCGGAGCGCAGCACACCUCCUGCUCAGGCUCGCUGA
Messenger RNA from Symbiodinium sp. CCMP2456, 612 nucleotides. NCBI's taxonomy places the organism in Eukaryota, Dinophyceae, Suessiales, Symbiodiniaceae. The record is from the annotation of a GenBank genome assembly.